This is a messenger RNA of Gongylonema pulchrum, 252 nucleotides long. Lineage: Eukaryota; Metazoa; Nematoda; Chromadorea; Rhabditida; Gongylonematidae. The record is from the annotation of a GenBank genome assembly.
AUGGCAGCGCAAGAUGGGAUAAGUCAAGUGGAUACGAAACGGCCGAAUAACACCUCGCGAUUGAGAAGAGUUCAUGGAAUACAGUACCGCAGAAAAAUAUUUUUCAUCGAGCAACUCUACGGCUGGCGAGGCAUGGAUACGGGAUAUUACGGAUCAGAAAGCUCAGACGAACUGUCGGAUCUCGAAUUAUCUGAGCCCAAAGUGCAGCAACAAGAAGAGGAGGCACCAACAGAGUCGGAAAAGGUUACCUGA